Aspergillus ochraceoroseus IBT 24754 is the source of this 1879-nucleotide messenger RNA. RefSeq lists its product as uncharacterized. Gene Ontology annotation, molecular function: lipid binding. The transcript is spliced from 3 exons. Gene Ontology annotation, cellular component: eisosome filament; plasma membrane. Gene Ontology annotation, biological process: eisosome assembly; negative regulation of protein kinase activity; endocytosis. The record is from RefSeq and is a predicted model, not a curated record. NCBI's taxonomy places the organism in Eukaryota, Fungi, Ascomycota, Eurotiomycetes, Eurotiales, Aspergillaceae. Bases 143 to 1747 code for a protein of 534 amino acids.
GUUCGAGGCUAUCGCAAUUAUAUCUUCUCUUACAGGAGUUUAGCUUUCUUCCCCGAAUCGCAGUUCCAACAUUUCAUCUCCUGUAUCCAUCACUACAGGUACAUCCCAAGCACAAGGGUCUACACAGAUACACCUAUCCACCAUGUGUUUCGUCGACAUAGACACUUCCCCGGAGGCCGACGAGCCUUCUGUCCGAGUCACAGAAUACCGUCCCCAACCAGUACGAGUCUCCUUUCUUCCUGCUCAUCUACAUCGAAGAUGGACUCCCCCUCUACCUCUCCCUGGUGUCUGCCACUCCAGCCCCAGCACAGCAGCAAUAGUUAUCUACUCUUCCCAUGCCCCGCGACCCUCGUUCUCAUCUUCUUCGUAUUGCAAUCCUGCGCGCUCGCCACGGUCGUCAUAUACGACUGUCACGAUGACCCGGACCCGGACCCGGACCCGGGCACGGGUACGUGAAGAAACGGCGCUUCUGUCGGCACCGGUGCGCGUCGGUCAUCGUUUUCGGGAGGGGGUAUCCGGGUCUAGAUAUGUGGGGGGGCACCGAACUCUUUCUGGCAAAAGAAGAAGCUCUACUAAUGGAGGUCGCCACCGCUUCAGCAUCUCGACAUUCCGCGGCCUUCAGCAGCCCCAGCUCAGCAAGAAAAUGAAUCGGGUGAUUAAGAGCGAGAAUGCCGCAAUUAGCGCCCAUGAGAGUGCGGGUAGACAGCGCGUGUCGAUUGCCUCCCAGCUCUCGGAGUGGGGAGAUUCGACUGAGGACGAUGCCAUCGCGGAUAUCUCGGACAAGAUAAGCGUUCUUCUGGCUGAGAUGGGCGAGCAGGAGGAUACCUACGCGCAGAGCCUUGACGAAUACCGCACCAUCCUGAAGCAUAUCCGCGACACGGAGGGUUCAGUCCAGCCGACGCGCGAUCAUCGAGCCAAAAUCGCAGAUGAGAUCCAGCGUCUCAAGUGGAAGGAGCCUAAUAGCAGCAGGAUAGAUACGCUCGAGCAGGAACUCGUGAGAGCAGAGGCGCAGAGCCUCGUUGCGGAAGCUCAGUUGACUAAUACAACUCGACAGAGGUUCAAGGAGGCUUUUGACGUCCAUUUAGCCGCUGUGAUUGAGCGGGGUGAGAAACAAAUCCUUCUGGCUCAGCAUGCCCGUCGCUUGCUCAACUGUCUCGACGACACCCCUGUGAUUCCUGGAGAUCAACCCAAGGAAUAUGACCGUGGUGAUGAGGCUAAGCAGAUUAUUGAAGAUGCCGAGAAAGAUAUCCGCGGCUGGGAAAGCACCGUUGAGCCUGUUGAAAUUGCAGCGGGAACUGUCCCCACAGCCACUCUCCUCCCUCCCCCUGCCCAGAGAGUCCACGAGGAGGGUCAGGAGGUGCCAGUCAUGGAAUCCCAAGCGACCACCAUAUCCAGGGAAGAAGAGGUAGAGGAGGUCCGCGCUGAGGAAGCCGCUGAAGAAGAAGCUCAGAUGGGGGAACCGGAGGUCAUUGUCCCCCACGCCGAGGUCCAUACCAUGGAGGCCCCGAUGAUGGAAGCUGACAUCCUGGAGGAAGAGCAGGCGAGGGCGGCAGCGGGUGCUCAACCCACUACUGCGUUGGAACGAGAAGUGGCAGGGGUGGAUGCAGUUUCAAUGUCAGACUCCACUCGCGAAGUCAACGGAUCUGUUUCGUCUGCAGGUUUCGUUAUCCGCAAGAAGAAGAGCGAACCUCCUCGCCUCGUUGGAGCUCUGGGAACCCAGGCACAGCCCAUUGCGGUCCCCAUUUGAACAGGAAAUUGUGUAUAUUGUUCUUUUAUAUUUUGUGUGCUUCCGGGAACUCCGAAAAUGUACUUAGGCUUUCCAUGUUGAUAAUUCAUACGUAAGGGAAGUUUUCACAGGAACUAUCAUCCAUGCUUUUGG